This is a messenger RNA of Drosophila sulfurigaster albostrigata, 1767 nucleotides long. RefSeq lists its product as uncharacterized. The transcript is spliced from 2 exons. The coding region runs from base 95 to 265 and encodes 56 amino acids. Lineage: Eukaryota; Metazoa; Arthropoda; Insecta; Diptera; Drosophilidae. The record is from RefSeq and is a predicted model, not a curated record.
CAUGUGUCCGAUUUUGAGGAUCCAUACAAAGGCAGCAAUACCUAUAUAUUCUAAAUUCAUUUUGUAUAACUUUCCAACUAAAAUGCCCAGCUAAAUGUUUUAUGUCACAAAGCCAUUGAAUGCCGCAAACUUCGAUGAUGAAUUCAUUUAUGCCGAUCUCGAGAGUCAGCAUUAUGGGCCCAUCAACUAUAAGGCAGCCUCCCUCUAUGCCCAGGUCAAAAAGAACAAGAAGACUGGUGCUCUGGAGGAGCAGGAGAAGCAGUAAAAAUCGUGUGCAUUUUGGUAAAUGUUUUCAACAUUUUGUUAUUUUCUGUUUUUUGAAUUACAAAACAUUUUAAAUUGAUACAGAGUUUGAGCUUCUGUCUUACAGAAAUGAAACUUACUUGUAAAAUUGUUUAAAGCAAAAAUGAAUAACGAAUUUCUUAACUUAAUACAACAAAUGAUAGUAAUUGUUAUACAAAAAAAUCUAAUUAAAAAUGCAAAAAAAACGAAUACAAACAUAAUAAACCAAAUAUGUAUAUUAUAUUAGGAGCCUCAUGGCGAAUUAAAAGCUAAACAUUUUGACAGUAAAGCGAGCAUUAAAUGGAGCAUUGACAGGUCCAUUAGGUGCGAGAUGUAAAAAAAAGUAACAUUGAACAAAAAAAAAACAAAAAAAAAGCAAUUACAUAAUUUUUAUCACUAAACACAACAAAUAUUAGCAGGCAUUGUACUUAGCAACAUCAAGCGGAUAGUUAUUAAUUAAACAAACAAAUAAGAAACCAAUUAAAAAUUGAAAACUAAUUAACACAACACAACAUAAAAUCGAACAAAAUAAAUAUGCAACUAAAUAUAGACACAUUUUUUUUAGAAAAUAAUUCAAAGCAAAAUCAUUAACAAAAUUGCAAAGUUUUUUUUCGUAUACUAUAAAAAUGAACCGCAAAGAAAAAACAAACAAAACAAAUCCCAAAGGAACACAAACUUGCAAAAAAACAGAAGAGAGGAAAUAGCUUCGGUUAGUCGAAUGCUUAAUACCCUUACAGGAAAUAGAUUUUUUGGUUCGAUAACAAAAUUAAAAUGCUCUGGUCAAGGGUGUUCAUAGUUACAUGAAAAAAAUACCCAUCAAAACAACAGACAGCAAAUUAGCAGGUUGAAAAAAGUGGAAGGGAAAUAUUAACAUUAAUAUUAAUUUACAUUGUUUUCUAUUUGUGUACAAAAAAGCAAGAAAAGAAGAGAAAAAAAAAAACAACAAAUCAACAACAACAAUAUAAUCAUAUACAAUACCAAAAUUGUUGUAUUUAACAUAAAUAAUUGAUAUUAACGAAACUAAAAGAAAGAAAGAGAAAAACAAACAUGCAAGUCGAAUCAAUUUUGUUAUGCAAUUUAUUGUAAUUAAUUAUAAAUAUAAUUUAUUAUUAAUUAUGUGAAAGAAGAUAAAAACCAACAAAUUCUAUAUAUAUAUAUACAUACAUAUAUUAUUGUAUAAUUAUACAAAUAAAUGAUAUAAAACAGCAUUUACUUGCAAAUGCCGGCAAAAACAAAAGAAAACUAAAAGUAAAAAUAAAACUAAAGGUAAAGAAAUAGGAUUGAAGAACAACCAAAAAGUGGAAUUAAAUUGAAGGUAAACAACUUAGACUCAAGUACUUAUAUAUAUAAAUCUAUAUAUAUAUAUACAUACACACAUAUGUAUAAUGAUGAUGAUUGAUGAUGCCCCGUAAAUAUACGAAAAGUAAAGUAAAUUAUGAUGAAGAAAAACUAAAUAAAUACAUUGUAAAAUUACAAAUUCAAAAA